GAAGGCCUGGGCAGACUGAAGCAGCAUAACUCUGCUUUCCAGAUCCCCUUCCUAGCAGAAGGCAUCCGGAUUCACGGGGAGAAGGUGACGGAAGCUCUGCGGCCAUUCCACGAGAGGAUGGAGGCUUGCUUCAGGCAGCUGAAAGACAAAGUGGAAAAACAGUACGGGGUCCGCGCUGUCCUUUCAAGUCUGGAUGAUAGACGAGGCAGUCGGCCACGGUCUAUGGUGAGAUCCUUCACGAUGCCGUCAUCUUCAAGACCCCUCUCCGUUGCAUCGGUGUCUUCCAUCUCCUCCGACAGCACACCUUCUCGACCUGGCUCAGAUGGGUUUGUGCUGGAGCCCCUCCUGCCAAAAAAGAUGCAUUCUAGGUCUCAAGAUAAAUUGGACAAGGACGACCUAGAUAAAGAUAAAAAAGAAAAGAAGAAGGAGAAAAGGAACAGCAAGCAUCAAGAGAUAUUUGAUAAAGAAUUUAAAUCUACUGAUAUCUCUCUGCAGCAGUCUGAAGCAGUGAUCCUUUCAGAAACGAUCAGCCCACUGAGACCACAGAGACCAAAAAGCCAAGUCAUAAACGUCAUGUCAAGUGAAAGACGUUUCUCCGUCUCUCCGUCACCUCCCAGCUCCCAAGUGACACCACCCCCAAUAACACCACGGACAAAACUUUCUUUCAGCAUACAGUCCAAUCUGGAGCUGAAUGGUAUGUCCAGCUCAGACAUCCCCGACGUUCCUCCUCCUCUGCCUCUCAAAGGAAGCAUGGCCGAUUAUGGGAACCUCAUGGAAAGUCAAGACUUGAUCAGCCCGACGACCUCUCCCCCUGCCCAUCAGAGGCACCUGCCACCUCCGCUCCCCAGCAAGACUCCCCCACCUCCGCCUCCAAAGACAACUCGGAAGCAAACGUCUGUUGACUCUGGGAUUGUCCAGUGAAGAAGGAAGCAUUUUUUUUUCCAAAGAUAAAGCUGUAACAAUUCAUUUCCCUAAGUAUUUUAUGGUAUAUAAUGUUUACCUCAUUCAGGUGUGCAGUAUCUAACAUUUAGUGCAAUGACUCUAACUCUGUAAGAAAUCCAUUUCUAGCCGUGUGUGGGAAACAACACUACAUCACCCCUCUUUCUGGGGUUAUUCCCUCCCAUAACUUGAAAGAAAUCUGGAUUUCUACUUGAGACUGGGAGGCAUUCAUCAACUGACAGUACCCUCUUCCUAAACCUUCUCCCUGCUUCUUCUGAAUAACUUCAGGCACAUAGGUAGCUGUGGAGAUUAAAAUGAGAGUUGAGUAUUUUGUACCUAAAGCAUUUAGGUAGCUAUGGAGUUUAAAAUGAGCUGAGUAUUUUGUACCUAAUCUCAGUGUAUAUAGGAAUCGAUGGUGAUAUUCACAUUGAAUUUAGUGCACGUUGGAGUAGGCUUCACAGUGAAGAGAAGGUGCCAUAGGAUUUCCCCAAGUAAACGGUUCUGCCCAG
Molecule: messenger RNA, 1448 nt
Organism: Cariama cristata (Red-legged seriema)
Lineage: Eukaryota; Metazoa; Chordata; Aves; Cariamiformes; Cariamidae
Gene: DOCK1
Product: dedicator of cytokinesis 1
Exons: 6
Biological process (GO): cell migration; small GTPase-mediated signal transduction
Cellular component (GO): plasma membrane; cytoplasm
Molecular function (GO): small GTPase binding; guanyl-nucleotide exchange factor activity
Source: RefSeq, a predicted model, not a curated record